CGGAGAUCGUUUGGGACCGAGUCGACGUCGUUUCGUUCGAUGACGUCUUCGUGAGACUCGCUCUACGUAGUUUUGCUCGCGGCACUGGGCACAAAGUCGCCCUCUGGGGGUGGAAUACUGCAUCGUCAGGUCGUCGGCGUCGUCUUGUGGGGGAGUUCGCAAAGAAAGGUGCCCUUGGCAAAACUGAUUGCUCGUGAAGAAACAAAGAACCGGAGCCUGAUGUCUGCCGUGUCGCCCUAAGUCGCCGUUGCGGUCAUGCAAGAUACGGACCUCCACUAGGCCCGUUGCAGCCCCGGUUUCUUCUGACAGUAUCGAAAGUGAAAUUGUCCGUGGCGGUUCGGCACAUGUGUAUGAGUGCAUGCGAAGUGGGGGAGAAAGAAGAUAAAAUUCUCAUCAGAGUCGUCUUGCGCAAGUAGUUGCCCACAGGCCCUAAGCUAUCCGUCCGUGGGUUCAUUGUCUCCCUGGUCUUUGUGGCCACCGUUAGCGGAUCAAAAGUCCCUUAGGUCGUCGCCUUCGUCGGCUGUAACGUUGUGUUGUGUAAAAAGGCCAUAGGAAACGAUCUCCGGCUAAUGGCUUUCCAUCCAGUGCAAGUCAGUCAAGUUUAAUAAAAAGAUAAUGUAAUAGCACAACCAGGCAAGAAGUCCGCAGUCUGAGUUCGAAACGGUGCGGUAUUGCAAAGGUGCUCAGCGAAGAAAAGUGAAAAAGUUUACACCCGAAACAAAAUAUGACCUAAUUGCAUAACGGACGACUCAACCGCAACAGUGUAGUGCCUUAUUUUCCGUUGUCUCGUUUCUUGUGCUGUUUUUUUUUUCGGGGGUGGAAAACAGAGGGCCCAAAACCGUGUCAAUUCGUUUUCAUUUCUCUGGGCAUUGUGUUUUGGUGUCGCCGGGUGCAAACGAUUUCGUAAUUUUGGCAAUGAAGAGCAGUGAAUCGAAGAGAUUUGCGGUGUGGAGUUGGCAGCAAGGGGAAACUCUCUCACACAAGCAGUUUUUGCAUAAUAGUGGUGCUUCUUGUGGAAAACGAAAGGGAAUGGAUUAUUCCCGGUGCCAGUGGUCUAGUGAAACCGUUAUGAAGAAGCUCGUUGUCGUCUGCGUAGUGUUGGCAUGUGUGGGAGUUGUGCAGGCAGAAAGGACUCCAUCGCCGCAACAGGAGCAGGAUAUACUGAUUCUGGAUGCGCUGGGGAAGAGGCAGCAGUUCGGGGGCAAUAUCGACUAUGGAUCAAAUUCGAUUAUGGAGCUUUUGGGGAGAAGUAUGAAACGCUUAACUAAUAACCAACCAGAUGAUAUGAUCCCCCAGACGUGUCGACACAAGGGUCGCAAGUUCGAGUGUGGCCUUUCGAUUUCAUGCGUGCUGGGCGGCGGCAAACCGGUCGACCUCUGCUCCGGAGGGAUGAUCUGGUCCUGCUGCAUCGAUCGGGACUUCCACCAGCAGGAUCCGGACCUGGAACUGGGUACCGUCCACAACGCCAGUUGUGGCGAGUUGUACACCAGAACCAAUCGAAUUGUGGGAGGUCACUCAACCGGCUUCGGAACCCAUCCAUGGCAGGCGGCACUCAUCAAGACGGGCUUCCUGACGAAGAAACUCAGCUGCGGAGGAGCGCUGAUCUCCAACCGGUGGAUUGUCACUGCGGCCCAUUGUGUUGCGACAACACCAAACAGCAACCUCAAGGUAAGGUUAGGUGAGUGGGAUGUACGGGACCAGGACGAGCGACUGAACCACGAAGAGUACACCAUCGAGCGGAAGGAGGUCCAUCCCAGUUAUUCGCCGAGCGACUUCCGGAAUGACAUUGCGCUGGUCAAACUGGAUCGGAAGGUAGUGUUCCGGCAGCACAUCCUGCCGGUGUGCCUACCGCCGAAGCAAACCAAACUGGUGGGUAAGAUGGCCACCGUCGCUGGCUGGGGUCGAACGCGGCACGGUCAAAGCACAGUUCCUUCGGUGUUGCAGGAGGUCGACGUAGAAGUGAUACCAAACGAGCGUUGCCAGCGGUGGUUCCGGGCGGCUGGACGCCGUGAAGUCAUCCACGAUGUGUUCCUCUGUGCUGGCUACAAGGAGGGAGGUCGUGACAGCUGUCAGGGCGAUUCUGGUGGUCCUCUAACCUUGUCUUUGGAAGGCCGCAAGACGUUGAUCGGUCUGGUGUCGUGGGGAAUCGGAUGUGGCCGGGAGCAUUUGCCCGGAGUGUACACCAACAUUCAGAAAUUUGUGCCUUGGAUCGAGAAAGUCAUGGGAAAGGAGUAUUCGUAGAGAUCAGAUCGGGAAGUGUUUCCACUGAGAAGCGAAGUGUGUAAAUAGUCAAAACAAACUUUACUAAGUAGCAUUAAGUGUUGGAAGUAGUUCACAGCUAUACCAUCUUAAAACGAGAAUCGAUCAUUUACCAUGAUGUAAAUUUAACGGUACACGCUAUUAUUGAAGCGGUAAGUUCUAGUAAGGAAAGUUAAACACAGUUUUCGAUCGUCUGAGAGAAGAACGCAGCGCGGUAGUAAUUUAUUUGUAAUUUAUUUUCGCUUGAGUUCCGAUUUGAGUCGCGUAUUUAAGUGCUAGAAAGAAGAUCGUACUGACAUUACCAUACCAUGAAGUUUCUGAUAGAACCUAGGUUAGUCGAUAAAUAAACGUAUGUUUCGAAAUA
Aedes aegypti (yellow fever mosquito) is the source of this 2623-nucleotide messenger RNA. Its product is annotated as serine proteinase stubble. The transcript has 6 exons. The coding region runs from base 916 to 2241 and encodes 441 amino acids. The record is from RefSeq and is a predicted model, not a curated record. NCBI's taxonomy places the organism in Eukaryota, Metazoa, Arthropoda, Insecta, Diptera, Culicidae. Gene Ontology annotation, biological process: proteolysis. Gene Ontology annotation, molecular function: serine-type endopeptidase activity.